AUUUCUUCUAGGCGAUGUUUUGCUACUCAGUGCACUUCCGGAUAGCUUCUCCGUUAGCCUUACACCUAAAUGGGACCAUUUUCUAACUCUCAGAUGUGACAGAAUCGCUUGAAUAUGAUUAAUAUAGUGUUACUUGUCUUUUUUGGCUCUUUUUGGGUGAACGCUGUUAUAACCGCAAGGAUUGGGUCGGAGGAUAUUACCGAACAUGGCCCGGAGUUUGAAACUCUGAGCUCCAUCCUGUCAGAGUAUGAGGUGCUGCCUGUGUCAGGCUUCCAGCUGCACUCUGUGAGAAAGAGGGACGUCCACAGUGAGUCCCACCUGGAGCGCCUGGUGAGCUUCAGAGCCCUGCAGAGAGAUUUCAAACUUUACUUGACCACAAACACAGAGCUUUUUACUGACAACUUCAAAGCUGUGUUUGUUGAUAAAAAUGGGAAGGAAGAGAAAUAUGACGUGUCACUUCAGAACUAUUUCACCGGACAUGUUGUUGGAGAGGCUCAUUCGCGCGUGCAGGCGCACAUCGACGGAGAUGAGUUCUCUGCUCACAUCCUGACGGAUGAAACGGAAUACAACAUUGAGCCGCUGUGGAGGUUUACAGAUUCUCCGAUUGAUGGGAGGUUACUGGUGUACCGAUCACAGGACAUCAGGAAUCUGAGUCGAAUUGCUUCUCCUGAAGUCUGUGGCUAUAUUCACGCUGAGGCGGAGGAUCUUUUUCCUGAGGCUGCCAGGAGUGGCCAGAAAGAGCACAAGGAGGCGGGUCUUGAAAAUGAGUCCCUGCACAGAGUGAAAAGACAAGCUCACGACCACCGGAAGAAUACCUGCCCUUUGCUGUUGGUGGCCGACUACCGCUUCUUUAAACAAAUGGGCCGCAGCCAAGAAAGCAUCACUCUCAACUACCUGAUUGAGCUGAUUGAUCGAGUUGAUGAUAUUUAUAGAAACACCACCUGGAAUAAUGAAUUUAAAGACUACGGGGUCCAGAUCCAACAGAUUAUUAUUAACAAAGAGCCGACGAAGCGCCCCCCCGGCAUGUCUGGGGCCGGCUGGGCACACUAUAACAUGGAGAACAGCCCUGUGGCAGGCGAGGAGGUCUGGGAGGUGAAGAAACUUCUGGAGCAAUUCAGCUCAGAUAUUGCAGAAAACGCCUCCACUGUGUGUUUGGCUCACCUGUUCACCUACCAGGAUUUUGACAAGGGAACGCUGGGCCUGGCCUACGUCGCUCCCCCCAGAAAUACCCCGCUGGGUGGAAUCUGCUCAGGACCUUAUUACCCAUCUCACUCUGCAAAGAAGCCCAGUUACCUCAACACCGGCCUGACCAGCACCAAGAACUACGGAAAAACCAUCCUCACAAAGGAAGCGGACCUGGUUACCACUCAUGAGCUGGGCCAUAACUUUGGAGCAGAACACGACCCGGAUAACCUUCUUAACUGUGCUCCCAGUGAUGAUGAGGGCGGCAAGUUUGUCAUGUACCCCAUAGCUGUCAGCGGCGACCAUGUAAACAACAAGCGUUUCUCCGAUUGCAGCAAGGCUUCGGUUGGAAAGUCGCUGCAGCUCAAGGCUCCGAUGUGCUUCAAGGAGAGAAACAGUAAAGUCUGUGGGAACUCCAGAGUAGAAGAAGGGGAAGACUGCGAUCCAGGGCUCCUCCAUCUCAAUGAUGACCUCUGUUGUUCUCCAGAGUGCAAGUUCAGAGAAAAUGUAAAGUGCAGUGACAGAAACAGCCCGUGCUGCAAGAACUGCCAGUAUCAGCAGGCAGGGACAAAAUGCCAGGAACCCAUCAGUGCCACAUGUAAAGGCAUGUCUUUCUGCACAGGUAACAGCAGUCAGUGUCCACCGCCUGAAAAUGCGAUGGACGAUACAAUCUGUGUAGACAACGGCCGAUGUCUCAAAGGAGAGUGUAAACCGUUUUGCGAAGCCAUUGAGAAGCUACAGUCAUGCGCCUGCAACGAAACAAGUGAUUCCUGCAAGGUGUGCUGCAGGAAACAUGGGAUCUGUUCUCCGUUCACAUACCCCGAUGGCACUUUCCUUUACCUUCGCAAAGGGAAACCCUGCACCGUUGGCUUCUGUGAUGGAAACGGGAAAUGCAUGAAGCAGGUGCAGGAUGUGAUAGAAAGAUUGUGGGAUUUCAUUGACAAACUGGACAUCAACACAUUUGGGAAGUUCUUGGCUGAUAACAUAGUGGGCUCAGUCGUGGUGUUUUCCCUUAUUUUCUGGAUUCCUCUCAGCAUCUUGGUUUACUGUGUGGACAAACGACUUGAUCAGCAGUACGCAGAGAACGCCAAAUCCUUUUACUUCGCUCCCAGCCAGAUGGUGGAGGUUUGUAAUAGAGCUCCUGCUGUAGACUCAAGACAUCCUGAGCAACCCCGAGUCGGCGCCCGUGCGCAUCGUCAAGCAUUCUCAGCCUCCCUUCGCCGCCCGGGCCGCGCCCUCUUCCCAACCUCUUCUGCUGCAGAGCCAGGCCCGGUCCCUGACCCCAGCCGCGGCCUGCAGCAGCACCACUACCCAGGACCCCGGCCCGAGCUACGCCGCCAACCAGGACAGCGCAGGGGACCUGCGGAUGGCCACCAUCCCGGAGGACACCAGCAGCGACUCUCACCUGGUAGAGGAGGGGCUGUCGGGCGAUUUCACAACCGCCGGAGCCUCCUCGUCGGCUACGAAAUCCUCCUUCGAGGAUCUGACAGGUCAGAACCCAUCCAGGGAGCGACGGCGCCUCAAGAGGCAGGAGUGCCUCGACUCUAAAGAGACAGAGUGCUGAGGGAACGGAGGGCGCCGCUCUCCCUCUUAGAAAAGCAUUCGCCUUCGUUUAGAGAACAAACAGAACAAUGUAAGCUUGAUGUGUUAAAAUGAGCCACUUCUUUACAGCUUUGAGUUCUUAUUUUGUGCCUUUUAAAGAUCUGUUGAAGUUUGAGGAAUUAGGAAAUGCAUUAUACGUUCUUACACCUUUUCACAUUUUUCCCAGUGUCACCACUAACUUUAAUGUGUUUUGCUGCGAUUUUAUAUGAUAAACCAACAGCAAAUUAUGCUCCAUUGCAACAUUUAUAAUAAUUUUAGCUAAUGAAUAAGAGAAAAAGGCAUUUUAUGUUCAGCCAUAAUGUAGCAUCUCUAAAUGAAAUCUCGUGCACAGAGCAGUUAUCUGAUAGUCUUCUAUUAUUGUCCUGUACUCCACAAAUUGGACAACCUCCCAGUAUGACAGUAAGUAAAAAAAAAGUAAGUUAAAAGAAAGAUAUAUGAAGUCACAAACCGUGUUAGUGGACAAAGCGUACCUGUAUUUGGAGGUACUGCAGUCAAAUAAGGCAAGUGUGAAUGACGUGUGAAAACUUAAAGCCUCUCAGUCAAAUCAGACUAAUUGUUUGCUGCUUUACUAAAAAUAAAAGGCAGAAAGUGAUCUAGGUAACUGUUAGAUAUUCAAGAGUUAAAAGGUGCUACUUUAGAUGGAUUUCUAUGCAAAUGCAUGCCACACUUUUUAGAUUUAUUUUUUGCAAAUCUGUUUAAAAAGAUUUCAAAUUUUUCUUUCACUUUCAACUAAACCACUUUGUGUUGGUCUGUCUUAUAAAAUCCAGAUGAAACACAGUGAAGUUUAUAGAUGUUAUUCUGAAAAGUGAAACAUUUUUAACAGUUUAGAUUUAAAGUUGAUGAAUAAUCAGGUUAAUUUUAAGGAGGACUGAUUUUCCCACUGUGUCGUUUUUCAUUAAAUAGCCGUUGUGCACCUUCAGAAAAUAAACUCCCAAUCUUAUCUUCAUACACUGUAUUGCAAAAAGCAUCUUUUCUGGGUGCUUUUAAGUGUACAUGUACUUCGAUAUCCUUUGCUUAAUCUGUAGGUUCAGUUUGUUGAUGGACCUUUUUUGAUAAAAGCGACUUUAACUCCUCUGGAAAAACAUCUUUCACAGAGUUUAGGUUUGUGAUCGUUUAGAUUAGAAAAGCAGAACUGCAGCUUCUGCUGUUAGUCAUCCUAAAGCUCUUCUAUAAGAUAAAGGUCAUGAUGCUGCCUAACUUUAUACAAAAACAGCACCGUUAGCAAAUUAUUCCAUCAUUCACGUUCAUUUUGAUGCAGUGAUCCGAUACUUCCAGCAAUAUAGUGCAUCUAUAAAUGUCCGUUUAUUAAACCAAAUCCACUCCCAGUAUAUUCAGUUUAUUAUGUUACAUAAUCAUCACAACUAUUGAGGAAAUCAAUUGUGGGUUAUGACUUGUAGGACACUCAAGUUUAGGUUUGUUUUUAACAAAAGCACUUUUCAACACUGGAGAAUCUCUGUUUUGCACACAUUUUUCAGAGGUUGCAUAUUGGACCCUUGUGUUUGUAUCGUAGCUCCUAUGUACAAGAAGCAACAGUUUUAGUAUAUCACCGAGUUUGUUCAAUGUUGGUAAAUAAAAAAAAAAAGCAUUUUCCACUGAUUCCUGCACUACCAGUAUGUUUAGAUUUAUGUGCUUAUAAACCUCCUGUUUAUCGGAUCAUAUUGUCCGUUCUGCAGCACUGCUUGUGCUCAGAUCGUUUGUUUGCUUUGAAAAAAGUCGUGCCAAUGUGAGCUGUGCACAUGUUGCAGUUUGAUGCAGUCUCACCUGUUACCUGCUGUGUCAUAUCUUAAUGCUGUAAAACA
Cyprinodon variegatus (sheepshead minnow) is the source of this 4583-nucleotide messenger RNA. RefSeq names its product disintegrin and metalloproteinase domain-containing protein 17-like (gene adam17a). The record is from RefSeq and is a predicted model, not a curated record. Bases 115 to 2730 code for a protein of 871 amino acids. Gene Ontology annotation, cellular component: plasma membrane. The transcript is spliced from 20 exons. Gene Ontology annotation, molecular function: metalloendopeptidase activity. Gene Ontology annotation, biological process: Notch signaling pathway; membrane protein ectodomain proteolysis. Lineage: Eukaryota; Metazoa; Chordata; Actinopteri; Cyprinodontiformes; Cyprinodontidae.